Molecule: messenger RNA, 13949 nt
Organism: Equus caballus (horse)
Lineage: Eukaryota; Metazoa; Chordata; Mammalia; Perissodactyla; Equidae
Gene: VPS13B
Product: vacuolar protein sorting 13 homolog B
Source: RefSeq, a predicted model, not a curated record
CUCCGAGGCACUUCCUAGAGCUUUGUCCUAACUACCGGUGGGGUCGAGCGGAGACGCAGGCUAGCCAGGCCUAAGAGGUCUCCUCCUAGAUCUAAGGGGCCCCGAGUGGCUUCUCCAGCCGCAGAACUCCUUGCUGUGGAGUCGAGUGGUGGCGGUGGAGGGACAGUUUGUUUUGAGCACCGAGUGAGGCGCACCCGGAAGUGGCUCCGUACAGGAGCUGCGCCGCUGCUUGGGGCGGGGGCCAGGUACCCGGAGGUGGAGGGGACGCCACGGUACUCUUUGGCCUUCUGACUUUGACUCCUCUGCGCCUUAAAAGAUGCUGGAGUCAUAUGUUACUCCAAUUUUAAUGAGCUACGUGAAUCGCUACAUCAAGAACUUAAAGCCAUCAGAUCUACAGCUUUCACUAUGGGGUGGAGACGUGGUUCUCAGCAAGCUCGAGUUAAAGUUGGAUGUGCUGGAACAGGAAUUGAAAUUACCAUUCACCUUUUUAAGUGGACAUAUUCAUGAGUUGAGGAUCCAUGUACCUUGGACAAAACUGGGUUCGGAAGCAGUGGUAAUUACCAUCAAUACAAUGGAAUGUAUUUUGAAACUUAAAGAUGGAAUACAGGAUGACCAUGAAAGCUGUGGUUCUAAUUCUACCAACCGUAGUACUACAGAGAACACGAAAUCAUCAGUAAAACCCCGAAGAAUUCAGCAGGCUGCUCCCACAGAUCCUGAUUUACCACCAGGUUAUGUGCAGAGUCUGAUUAGAAGAGUUGUAAAUAAUGUAAAUAUUGUUAUAAAUAAUCUCAUAUUAAAAUACGUUGAAGAUGAUAUUGUUCUUUCAGUCAACAUCACUUCUGCAGAAUGCUAUACAGUCGGUGAAUUAUGGGAUCGUGCAUUUAUGGAUAUUUCUGCAACUGAUCUGGUGCUGAGAAAGGUUAUCAAUUUUUCCGACUGUACAGUUUGCCUUGAUAAACGAAAUGCUAGUGGUAAAAUAGAAUUUUACCAAGAUCCUUUAUUGUACAAAUGUUCCUUCAGAACUCGUCUGCAUUUUACGUAUGAUAACCUAAAUUCCAAGAUGCCGUCUGUUAUUAAAAUUCAUACAUUAGUAGAGAGUUUGAAACUUUCUAUCACAGAUCAACAGCUGCCUAUGUUUAUCCGUAUUAUGCAGCUUGGGAUUGCUCUUUACUAUGGUGAAAUAGGCAACUGUAAAGAUGGAGAAACAGAAGAUCCUCCCUGUCACAAUAAAGAUAUGUUAGGAAACAUUACAGGUGCUGAAGAUGAAACAAGAAUAGAUAUGCAGUAUCCUUCUCAGUACAAAGGACAAGAGCUAUAUUCACAGCAAGAGGAUGAGCAGCCACAGGGAUGGGUAUCAUGGGCCUGGUCAUUUGUGCCUGCAAUUGUGAGUUAUGAUGAUGGUGAGGAAGACCACCUUGGGAAUGAUCCUACAUCAACCACACAUCAGCAAAAAGCACAGACGUUGAAGGAUCCUAUUGUUUCUAUAGGAUUUUAUUGUACAAAGGCAACUGUGACUUUCAAACUUACUGAAAUGCAAGCUGAGAGUAGUUAUUACAGCCCUCAGAAAGUCAAAUCUAAAGAAGUAUUGUGUUGGGAACAAGAAGGAACUACAGUUGAGGCCCUUAUGAUGGGAGAGCCUUUCUUUGAUUGCCAGAUUGGUUUUGUAGGUUGCAGAGCCAUGUGCCUUAAAGGAAUUAUGGGUGUCAAAGAUUUUGAAGAGAAUAUGAGUCGAAGUGAAACUGAAGCCUGUUUCUUCAUUUGUGGUGAAAAUUUGAGUAUGAAAGGUUUGACAUACCUUACAAAUUCGUUGUUUGAUUACCGAAGCCCAGAAAAUAAUGGUACUCGUGCAGAAUUUAUCUUGGAUGCAGCUCAUCAUAAGGAGACAUACACUGAGAUAGCUGGAAUGCAGAGGUUUGGGGCUUUUUAUAUGGAUUACUUGUAUACGAUGGAGAAUAACGGUUGCAAAGGUUCUGCAAAUCAACAAGACUUUUCUUCAGGGAAAAGUGAAGAUUUAGGAACCGUUCAGGAGAGGUCUACCAAAAGCCUUGUUAUAGGUCCUCUUGAUUUUCGCUUGGAUAGCAGUGCAGUACACAGAAUUUUGAAAAUGAUUGUUUGUGCCUUGGAACAUGAAUAUGAACCAUAUAGCAGGCUAAAACCAGAUAUUAAGUAUGAAAAUGAAACAAUACUGAAUCCUGAAGAAGUGGCAUCUUUGGAGGAAUAUAUUCCUACUCGACAUACAAGUGUUACUCUCCUUAAAUGCACCUGCACGAUUUUCAUGGCUGAGUUCAACUUGCUAGAUCAUUUGCUACCUGUCAUUAUGGGAGAUAAGAAUUCAAGUAACUUCAUGAAUACUACAAACUUCCAGUCUCUUCGGCCUUUGCCAUCUAUUCAGAUAUUGGUGGAUAAAAUUAAUCUGGAACAUUCUGUUCCAAUGUAUGCUGAACAGUUGGUGCGUGUGGUCAGCAGCCUUACUCAACCUUCUGAUAAUCUGCUUCAUUAUUGCUAUGCACACUGCUACCUUAAGAUAUUUGGUUUCCAGGCAGGACUGACGUCUUUGGAUUGUAGGGGAUCUUACUCCUUACCUGUCCCGAUUAUUCCCUCUUUCAGCACUGCUCUUUAUGGUAAACUUCUGAAACUACCCGCAUGCUGGACCAAAAGAUCUCAGAUUUCUGUAACUGAGGGUAUAUUUGAACUUCCAAAUCUCACAAUUCAAGCUACAAGAGCACAGACGCUUCUGCUGCAAGCAAUAUGUCAAAGUUGGUCUCAUAUUGGAAAUGUCAGCUCUUCAGCAGUGAAUGAAGCUUUGAUGAAUGAAGUUUUCCAAACUGUAGGUGUGAAAUCUAAGAAUCCGCUGCCAACUCUUGAGGGCUCAGUCCAGAACGUGGAGCUGAAGUACUGCAGCACGUCGUUGGUCAGAUGUGCCUCUGGGACCCUGGGAUCAAUAAAAAUUGGUGCCAAAGCCCCAGGUGAUAGUGGAAAAGAGAAGUUGAUUCCAUUGCUUCAGGGUCCCUCUGACACUAAAGAUCUUCAUAGCAGCAAGUGGCUCAAUGAGAGUAGAAAGCCAGAAUCUCUCUUAGCUCCAGAUUUGUUAGCCUUCACAGUCCAAGUUCCACAGUAUAUGGACUACUGCCACAAUUCCGGUGCCGUACUUCUUUGUAGUGUACAAGGACUAGCAGUUAAUAUUGAUCCAGUCUUAUACACUUGGCUCAUUUAUCAGCCUCAGAAACGAACCAAUAGACAUAUGCAGCAGCAGCCUGUGAUAGCUGUUCCUCUUGUGAUGCCAAUUAGCAGAAGGAAAGACGAUGAGGUGUCCAUUGGAAGUGCACCCUUGGCAAAGCAACAGUCAUAUCAGGCCUCUGAAUAUGCCAGCAGCCCUGUAAAAACAAAAACAGUAACAGAAUCCAGACCAUUGUCAGUUCCUGUUAAAGCCAUGCUGAAUAUAUCUGAAGGAGGUAGAAGUCCUGAAGAAAGAAUGAAAGAAUUUAUUGGAGUAAUAUGGAAUGCGGUAAAGAGUCUCACACUGCAGCUUGAAGUACAAUCUUGUUGUGUCUUCAUUCCAAACAAUAGCCUGCCUUCCCCGAGUACAAUUGUAUCUGGUGACAUUCCUGGAACAGUGAGAAGCUGGUACCACGGACAAACCAGCAUGCCAGGAACACUUGUCCUCUGUUUGCCUCAAAUAAAGAUUAUUAGUGCUGGCCACAAGUAUAUGGAACCCCUGCAGGAGAUUCCUUUUGUCAUCCCACGACCCAUUCUUGAAGAAGGUGAUGCUUUUCCUUGGACUGUCAGCUUGCAUCAUUUCAGCGUAUAUACCCUUUUUGGAAAACAGGUGACACUUUGCCUAGUGGAACCUAUGGGUUGCACCUCUACACUAGCUGUUACCUCUCAAAAACUACUUGCUACAGGACCUGAUACAAGACAUUCAUUUGUUGUUUGCCUCCAUGUUGACCUGGAGUCACUUGAGAUAAAAUGCUCGAACCCGCAGGUGCAGCUCUUAUAUGAACUAACUGAUAACAUGAAUAAGGUCUGGAAUAAGAUUCAGAAGAGAGGCAGUCUCAGUCCUUCAGCCUAUCCAGAGGCCUUGGCAGGGCCUAUCCCUGGUUCUCCGGUUAGAAGCAGUGUCGGCACAGCUCCUCCAGACACCAGCACAUGCAGCCCAUCUGCUGACAUUGGAACUACGACUGAGGGAGAUUCUGUACAAGCAGGUGAUGAUUCACCAUUCUCAGAUUCUGUUACCUUGGAACAAACUACAAGUAACAUUGGUGGAUCCAGUGGACGUGUUAGUCUGUGGAUGCAGUGGGUGCUCCCCAAAAUUACUAUAAAGCUCUUUGCUCCAGAUCCUGAAAAUAAAGGCACAGAGCUUUGUAUGGUCAGUGAACUAGAAGAUCUCAGUGCAUCCAUAGAUGUCCAGGAUGUGUAUACCAAAGUGAAAUGUAAAGUAGAAAGUUUCAAUAUUGAUCACUAUAGAAGCAGCCUUGGGGAAGAGUGUUGGUCUCUGGGGCAAUGUGGAGGUGUCUUCCUUUCCUGUACUGACAAGCUGAACAGACGCACCUUGUUGGUUCGACCCAUCAGCAAGCAGGACCCUUUCAGUAAUUGCUCUGGCUUCUUUCCUUCUACAACUGCAAAACUUCUAGAUGGCGCUCAUCAGCAGCAUGGAUUUCUCUCUUUGACAUAUACAAAAGCCGUAACAAAAAAUGUCCGCCACAAGUUAAUAUCAAGAAAUGAACGAAGAAGUUUUCAUAAGUUAUCUGAGAGUUUAAUGGAUGGUUCCCCUCAUUUUCUUCAUGAAAUUCUUCUUUCAGCACAAGCUUUUGAUAUUGUCCUUUGUUUUCCUUUACUUAAUGCCAUUGCAAGUAUAUUUCAAGCAAAACUACCAAGGACCCAAAAGGAGAAAACAAAAUCUCCUGGUCAGCCCAUGAGGACCCAUACACUGACUUCACGCAAUUUACCCUUGAUUUAUAUCAACACAAGCAUAAUCAGAAUUUUUGUUCCAAAAACAGAAGAAAUGCAGCCAAGUAUUGAAGUUAAUCAGGCAGCAAAAGAAGACACCAUGGUUUUGAAGAUUGGCUCUGUUGCUAUGGCUCCCCAGGCUGACAAUCCCCUCGGCAGAUCUGUCCUCAGGAAAGAUAUUUACCAGAGAGCCUUGAACCUAGGAAUUCUUCGAGACCCUGGAUCAGAAAUUGAAGAUAGACAAUACCAAAUAGACCUGCAGUCCAUCAAUAUUGGUACUGCACAAUGGGAUCAACUAAAACCAGAGAAGGAAAGUGGCACAGGAGGGGUGCUAACAGAGAGUGAAAGAAAUUCUCAAAAUCCAGCCCUUGAAUGGAAUAUGGCCAGCAGCAUACGGCGACAUCAAGAAAGAAGAGCAAUUUUGACUCCCAUUUUAACAGAUUUUUCUGUCCGAAUAACUGGAGCACCUGCCAUCACUUUCACCAAAAUAAUUUCUCCAGAAAAUCUGCAGACUGAGGAGAUUUUAGUGUGUGGCCAUUCCUUGGAAGUGAAUAUAACCACAAACCUGGACUUCUUCCUAAGUGUGGCUCAAGUUCAACUCUUACAUCAGUUAAUAGUAGCAAACAUGACUGGACUGGAACCAUCAAGCAAGGCCACAGAGAUUUCUAAGCAAGAACAGAAAAAAAUGGAUACGUUUGAUGGAAGCAUGGCUGAAACCUCAUCUCGGUACAGUGGUGCUCAAGAUAGUGGAAUUGGCAGUGACAGCGUUAAAAUCAGAAUAGUGCAAAUAGAGCAGCACAGUGGUACCAGUCAGCAUCGCAUUGCCCGUCCUUCACGCCAAUCAUCAAUUGUAAAAAAUCUGAAUUUUAUUCCUUUUGACAUAUUUAUUACUGCAAGUAGAAUCUCACUAAUGACCUAUUCCUGUACAGCCUUGCCCAAGUCGAAAUCACAAGAACAGAAGGAUAACGAAAAAAUAGGCAAGAGUUCGUUAAAUCUCCCAGAAGUUGAUGCAGAUGUUGCUAAGCCCAGCCAGGCAUGUAUUUCCACGGUAACAGCAGAAGAUCUCUUAAGCAGUAGCGUAUCUUUUCCUUCAGGGAAAAAAUUAGGGGUCAUCUCUCUUCAAAGUCUUCAUGCAUCCACAAGGUCAUCUGCUAGACAAGCACUUGGUAUAACGAUUGUUCGGCAGCCUGGACGAAGAGGAACUGGUGACUUGCAGCUAGAACCGUUUUUGUACUUUAUUGUGUCCCAACCUUCUUUGCUUCUGAGUUGUCAUCACAGAAAGCAACGAGUGGAAAUAUCCAUUUUUGAUGCUGUGCUUAAAGGGGUCGCCUCUGACUACAAAUGCACAGAUCCUGGGAAGACUCUGCCUGAAGCCCUUGAUUACUGCACAGUUUGGCUGCAGACGGUGCCUGGAGAAAUAGACAGCAAAAGUGGUAUUCCACCUUCCCUUGUAAUGCUACAAAUUAAAGACUUUCUUAAUGGACCAGCAGACAUCAACUUGGAUAUAUCAAAGCCUUUGAAAGCAAACCUGAGUUUUACUAAGCUGGAUCAGAUAAACCAUUUUUUAAAAAAGAUAAAAAGUGUACACAACAAAGAGACUUCGGCCCUGUCAUACACCAUGCUGAAUAAGGAUGAGUUACCAGCCUCCAAAUGUUACCGUGGAAAGUUGUCUAAACCUAAAGUUCAUGGUGAUGGAGCACAAAAGAUUCCAUUUCAAGAAAACGUGUGGAGAACUGUUUCCUGCUUUCAAAAAAUUUCUGUCCAUACUACUCAGAUUGUGGUCUCCAUGGAAACUGUCCCUCAUCCUAAUAAACCAUGCCUGUUAGCAUCUUUAUCAACCCUCCAUGGAAGCCUUAACGUCAAAGCAGCACAGAAAGUACCUGGCAUAAUUCUUGGGUCAUCAUUUCUACUCAGCAUAAAUGAUUUUCUCCUUAAAACAAGUCUCAAAGAAAGAAGUCGAAUUCUCCUAGGACCAUGUUGUGCUACUGCCAAUCUGGAAGCUAAAUGGUGUAAACACAGUGGCAAUCCAGGCCCAGAACAGUCCAUACCAAAAAUAUCCAUCGAUUUAAGAGGAGGUCUGCUACAGGUUUUCUGGGGUCAAGAACAUUUGAAUUGUUUAGUUCUUCUACAUGAAUUACUCAGUGGAUACCUUAAUGAAGAGCAAAACUUUGAAGUACAAACUUGUGAAGCAGUGCCACAAAUGCCAUCUCCUAUGGAAAAGACUCUGACGUUUAAAAGUGAGCAAAGCUCAGAUGACCUACGGACAGGUCUAUUUCAGUAUAUACAAGAUGCUGAACCUUUGAAAAUGCCUGGUGUCUAUGAAGUUUUGUUUUACAAUGAAACUGAAGAUAGCCCAGGGAUGAUGUUAUGGAGAUAUCCAGAACCAAGAGUGCUCACCCUUGUACGAAUAACUCCGGUGCCCUUCAACACCACAGAAGAUCCAGAUAUUAGCACAGCAGACCUUGGUGAUAUGCUACAGAUUCCUUGUAGUUUGGAAUACUGGGAUGAACUCCAGAAGAUUUUUGUUGCAUUUCAAGAAUUUAGUCUGUCUGAAAGUAAAGUUUGUGAACUGCAAUUGCCAGAUGUCAAUCUUGUGAAUGACCAGAAGAAACUAGUAUCCUCGGAUCUUUGGAGAAUUGUCUUGAACAGCAGUCAAAAUGGAGCUGAUGACCAAAGUUCUGCAAGUGAAUCUGGUUCUCAAAGCGCUUGUGACCAACUUGUAACUCCCACAGCCCUGGCUGCCUGUACCAGAGUCGACUCCUGUUUUACCCCAUGGUUUGUCCCAUCUCUUUGCAUUUCCUUCCAGUUUGCUCACCUGGAGUUUCAUCUUUGUCAUCACCUUGACCAACUAGGCACAGCUCCACCGCAACACCUACAGCCAUUUAUUUCUGAUAAAAAUAUGCCAUCUGAACUGGAAUACAUGAUUAUUUCCUUCAGAGAACCACACAUGUAUCUUCGACAGUGGAAUAAUAGUUCUGUCUGUCAGGAGAUCCGAUUCUCAGCUCAAGCAGACUGUAAACUUCUGGAAUGCAGAAAUCUUACAAUGCAAAGCAUGGUGAAACCCUUCAGCAUCUUUGGACAGAUUGCGGUUUCCAGCGAUGCAGUAGAAAAGCUGCUUGACUGCACCAUCAUGGUUGAGUCUGUAUUUGUAAACUUUGGGCAACACGUAGUUCAUUCUCUAAACACUGCAAUACAAGCUUGGCAACAGAACAAAUGCCCUGAGGUAGAGGAGUUGGUCUUCAGCCAUUUUGUGAUCUGUAAUGACACACAGGAGACACUGCGGUUUGGCCAGGUGGAUACUGAUGAAAAUAUUCUGCUGGCGAGUCUCCACGGUCACCAGUACAGCUGGCGCUCGCACAAAUCCCCACAGCUGUUACACAUCUGUAUUGAAGGUUGGGGCAACUGGCGUUGGUCAGAGCCCUUCAGUGUGGACCAUGCUGGGACUUUUAUUAGAACUAUUCAAUACAAGGGUCGAACUGCUUCACUCAUCAUCAAGGUUCAGCAACUCAGUGGAGUGCAAAAACAGAUUAUCAUUUGUGGAAGACAGAUCAUCUGUAGUUACUUGUCUCAAAGCAUAGAACUAAAAGUUGUUCAGCAUUACUUUGGUCAAGAUGGACAAGCUGUGGUUCGAGAACAUUUUGACUGCCUCACAGCCAAACAGAAAUUGCCUUCAUACAUACUAGAAAACAGUGAACUGACAGAGUUGUGUGUGAAGGCCAAAGGAGAUGAAGAUUGGUCAAGAGACGUGUGCCUGGAAUCCAAAGCCCCUGAGUAUAGCAUUGUCAUUCAGGUGCCAACUUCAAACAGUUCCAUUAUUUAUGUCUGGUGCACAGUUUUGACUUUAGAACCCAACUCUCAAGUGCAACAACGAAUGAUUGUGUUCAGCCCUCUUUUUAUCAUGAGGAGUCAUCUUCCAGACCCCAUUAUCAUACAUUUGGAGAAAAGGAGUCUGGGAUUGAGUGAAACACAAAUUAUUCCAGGAAAAGGGCAGGAAAAACCACUGCAAAACAUAGAACCUGACCUUGUACAUCACCUGACAUUUCAAGCAAGAGAAGAAGAAGAUCCUUCACAUUGUGCCGUUCCCAUCUCAACAUCCCUCAUUAAGCAAAUAGCCACUAAGAUACAUCCUAGGGGCACAGUUAAUCAGAUCCUGGAUGAAUUCUAUGGGCCGGAAAAGUCCCUUCAACCCAUAUGGCCCUAUAAUAAAAAGGAUUAUGACAGGAAUGAACAGCUGAGUCAGUGGGAUAGCCCAAUGCGAGUGAAGCUGUCAGUCUGGAAGCCAUAUGUUAGAACCUUGUUGAUAGAACUUCUACCCUGGGCCCUGCUUAUCAAUCUGUCCAAGUGGGACCUCUGGCUAUUUGAAGGAGAGAAGAUUGUUCUGCAGGUUCCUGCUGGCAAAAUUAUUAUCCCUCCUAAUUUUCAGGAAGCUUUUCAAAUUGGAAUAUACUGGGCAAAUACCAACACUGUGCACAAGUCAGUAGCAAUUAAACUGGUCCAUAACCUGACAUCUCCAAAGUGGAAAGAUGGAGGUAAUGGUGAAGUUGUGUCAUUGGACGAAGAAGGGUUUGUUGAUGCCGAAAUAAGACUUGGUGCUUUCCCAGGACAUCAGAAGUUGUGUCAAUUCUGCAUUUCCUCCAUGGUACAGCAAGGUAUACAAAUUAUUCAGAUUGAAGACAAGACUACAAUAGUCAAUAAUACUCCAUAUCAAAUAUUUUAUAAACCACAGUUAUCUGUCUCCAAACCCCAUUCUGGAAAGGAGUGUUUUCACGUUCCAGACAGUGCUACUUUCAGCAUUUGCCCCGGUGGUGAGCAGCCUGCUGUGAAAUCCAGCUCCCUUCCUUGCUGGGACUUAAUGCCUGACAUCAGUCAGUCACCACUGGAUGCAUCUCUGCUUCAAAAACAGAUCCUGCUGGCGUUUUCUCCUACUGCAGGUGCCGACAGCUCGCAGUGCUGGAGCCUGCCAGCUAUAGUUAGACAAGAGUUUCCCAGACAGAGUGUGGCAGUGCCCUUCAGGAAUUGUAGGGGAAAUGGAUUCUGUACCAGGGCCAUUGCACUGACAUAUCAAGAACAUUUUGGAGUGAUUUAUUUAACCCUCUCAGAAGACCCUAGUCCUCGAAUAAUUUUCCACAACAGAUGUCCAGUAACAAUACUUAUAAGGGAAAAUAUUAGAGAUAUUCCAAAGUUUGAGGUUUAUUGCAGAAAAAUUCCUUCUGAGUGCUCAAUUCAUCAUGAACUGUAUCAUCAGAUUUCCAGUUAUCCAGACUGCAAGACCAGAGACUUACUUCCUAGCCUCCUUUUGAGAGUAGAAUUGCUGGAUGAAAUAACAACUGAGUGGAGUGAUGCCAUUGACAUCAAUAAUCAGGGAACACAGGUUGUGUUCCUGACUGGCUUUGGCUAUGUAUAUGUGGACAUUGGCCAUCACUGUGGCACAGUCUUCAUCACUGUGGCCCCAGAAGGAAAAGCAGGACCCCUUUUAACCAAUACCAACAGAACUCUGGAGAAGACUGUGACGUUUAAAAUGUUCAUCACUCAGUUGAGCCUGGCAGUGUUUGAUGACCUCACCCACCACAAAGCAUCAUCUGAACUUCUGAGACUCACACUGGAUAAUGUUUUUCUCCAAAUGGCCCCAGUGGCUGGUCACCUCCUUGGGGAAGAGACAGCUGCAGCCCUCUUUCAGCUUUACUGUGUGGAGGUCUACUGUGGGGACCUCCAGUUGGAUAACCAGCUAUAUAACAGGUCCAAUUUCCACUUUGCUGUCUUGGUCUGCCAGGGAGAAAAAACAGAACCUACCCAGUGUUCCAAAAUGCAGAGUCUCCUUAUAUCUAGCAAAGAUUUGGAAGAAUACAAGGAAAACUGUUUUAUCAAACUUCGCCUCACCUUAACUGAGAGCAGGAGCUUAUUUGAUAUUAACGAGUUCAGUUUUGAAUUGAAACCUGCCCGGUUAUACGUGGAAGAUACGUUUGUGUACUACAUCAAAACUUUGUUUGAGACUUACCUUCCUAACAGCAACCCGGCUGGUCACCCCACAGUGCUCUCAGGUGGCAAACAGGUGUUGCCCAUGCAGGUCAGACAGCACGCGAUGGCCUUGGUGAAUCCUGUGAAGUUACGGAAGCUGGUCAUACAGCCGGUGAAUCUCCUCGUGAGCAUCCAUGCUUCCCUCAAGCUGUACAUAGCCUCCGACCACACUCCGCUGUCCUUCUCGGUGUUUGAAAGAGGCCCCAUCUUCACCACGGCCAGGCAGCUCGUCCAUGCCCUGGCGAUGCACUAUGCUGCUGGGGCUCUUUUCAGAGCAGGCUGGGUGGUUGGAUCUCUGGAAAUCCUUGGCAGCCCGGCAAGUCUGGUGCGAAGCAUCGGGAAUGGGAUCGCUGACUUCUUCAGGCUUCCGUAUGAGGGGCUGACGCGAGGCCCGGGAGCCUUUGUGAGUGGCGUUUCCAGAGGGACAACAUCAUUUGUAAAGCACAUUUCCAAAGGUACCCUCACCUCCAUCACCAACUUGGCCACAAGCCUGGCCCGGAACAUGGACCGGCUCUCCCUGGAUGAGGAGCACUACAACCGGCAGGAGGAGUGGCGGCGGCAGCUCCCAGAGAGCCUGGGCGAGGGGCUCCGACAGGGCCUGUCCCGGCUGGGCAUCAGCCUGCUUGGUGCAAUUGCUGGUAUAGUCGAUCAACCAAUGCAGAACUUCCAGAAAACAUCUGAGGCUCAUGCUUCAGCACGACACAAGGCCAAGGGUGUUAUCUCAGGCGUGGGGAAAGGAAUCAUGGGGGUGUUCACAAAGCCCAUCGGAGGAGCUGCUGAGUUUGUGUCACAGACUGGCUACGGUAUUCUACACGGAGCCGGACUUUCUCAGCUUCCUAAACAGCGCUAUCAGCCAAGUGAUCUACCUGCUGACCAGGCUCUGAAUGGCCAUGUCAAAUAUGUCUGGAAAAUGCUACAGUCUCUGGGCAGACCAGAAGUCCACAUGGCCCUGGAUGUGGUUCUGGUGAGGGGCUCAGGCCAGGAGCACGAAGGGUGCUUGCUGCUGACAUCGGAAGUGCUCUUCGUGGUGAGUGUCAGCGAGGAUACACAGCAGCAGGCCUUUCCCAUCACGGAGAUCGACUGUGCCCAGGACAGCAAGCAAAACAACCUGCUCAUCGUACAGCUCAAGCAGCCAAGAGUGGCAUGUGAUGUGGAGGUGGAUGGAGCCCGAGAGAGACUGUCAGAACAACAGUACAACAGACUUGUAGACUACGUCACAAAGACAUCAUGUCACCUGGCCCCCAGCUGUUCCUCCAUGCAGACACCAUGUCCUGUGGUGGCUGUGGAACCUCUCCCCUCCACCAUGAAAACAUACCAUUACAUGGUUGAUCCACAUUUUGCUCAAGUCUUCAUCAGUAAAUUUACCAUGGUGAAAAAUAAAGCCCUGAGGAAAGGGUUCCCUUGAGUCCCCUCUAAGGUAUUGAUUCCUGCUUGUGCAAUUUAUUUUUGAAAGAGAAACCUAACUAGUUCUAACAUGUAAUAUGGACGCAAGGCCAACACUUAUCUACAGCUGUAGGUAGAGUAAUUUUCUAGCCUCUUCUAAAAUUCAGAUUCUUCCUUCUCCCUGAAACUAAGGAGAUAAUUUAUAACGGAGUGAUUAAAAACUUGUUCCUUUCCCAUUUGGGGACAAUGGUUAAUAGAAUCCUAUAUGUUGUAGUCUUCUCACACAUAGAAAAUGCAUUCCUUUUGGCUCUAUAUUUGCUAACAUUUCAACUACAAUUAGGAUCCGUUAACUCUCUGCUCUAAUGCAAAAUGUGGUCAAGACCUUAGAAUAGAGAGACAGAUUAAAACUUCAUUCCCAGAUAUAUCUGUUUUCAGGCUAAGACAUCAUCUUUCCAGUAAUACCCUUGUCUGCAAAGGUUCAGAUUCUUUAAAUGAAAUUAAAUGUUUACGAUUUUGUUGUUUUUAACCUAUUGAAUUUGUUACUUUAAUGUGAUGCUGUUCUUUAAGUGAAAGCUGCUAUGUAUAUUCAUAGUUUAAAGUCUGCGUUUUACUGAAAAUUUACAGGACAUUCUGAUGACUGUUCAUGUACACGCUGGAAAAAUGUUUUUCCAGUUUAGGCUUUAUUAGGCAAGCUUGGAGUAAAUCUUUUGUGUCUGCUGAUGAAAACAAACCCAAAGAGCUCAGGUGAGUUUCUUUAGUUUCAUAAACAAAACAAACACUACUAGGAACUCACUUUGACACUCCCUCGUGGAAGGGGUAGAGCAGAAUUCAUACUGCCCUGGUGCACUGGAGGGGAGUCAAGAACCCCAGCAUUGAUCUUAAGAGUGAACCCGUCCGAAUACUUUUUUUGGCUGAAUUGACUUGAUAAAGUACAAACAUACUCCCAGUGUCUGAUAUAAUUUUGCAUUUAAGGAUGGGUUUGGCUUAACACCCUGGGUCACCAGAUAUCAUCCUUAAUAUUCAGUAAAUGUCUCCUCAUACUCCUAUUAAAACACAUUUUUACUGAUUACAUCCAAACUUGGGCCUGCAACCUAUAACUAACCUACAAUUGUGAGAUGCUAAGAAAAUUCAUUUCACAUGCCCACUGAUCUUUAUGCCUCACAUGUCAUUGGGUAUAAGAAGUCUCUGCAUAAUUGUUUCUGGAAAGCAAGACUUAAUGGACAACUCAGGCUGAAUAUGAAGAAAUGGUUCCUCCAUUAGUUUGUUGUGUCAUACUCAUUUAGGAAAGUGACAGUUUUGUCAACUAACCUCAAGAGUAACUACUUUUAAGAAUGUAAAUAUGUACUAAUUCUUCUUUUAUGGCAAUUUUGCAUACUACUUCUAAGAAUUAUUAUUAUAUAAAACUGCUUAAAAUAAAAGAAAUUCUUAAAUUAUCACACAUAAACGUGUAUUGUCACCAAGGGUUUUUAAAUGCAGUUUUUCAGUGAUACCUGAGUGUAAUACAGCUGACAUUAUUUACUGGGACUCAAGAAUUUUGCACGAGUUAAAAAGGGUAAGAAACAGCUUUUGUUAUCCUAAUAAUAAAGUGACAAUCAGUGAUUAAA